Gallus gallus (chicken) is the source of this 1909-nucleotide messenger RNA. It is a transcript of the gene ADAP2, whose product is annotated as ArfGAP with dual PH domains 2. Gene Ontology annotation, molecular function: phosphatidylinositol bisphosphate binding; GTPase activator activity. NCBI's taxonomy places the organism in Eukaryota, Metazoa, Chordata, Aves, Galliformes, Phasianidae. The coding region runs from base 24 to 1118 and encodes 364 amino acids. The record is from RefSeq and is a predicted model, not a curated record. The transcript has 10 exons. Gene Ontology annotation, cellular component: intracellular membrane-bounded organelle; plasma membrane. Gene Ontology annotation, biological process: positive regulation of GTPase activity.
ACCCGCAGCGCUCCGCGGCGGUGAUGGACCGCGACCGCAACAAGACGCUGCUGCUGGAGCUGCUGAAGGUCGCCGGGAACGGCCGCUGCGCCGACUGCGGGGAAUCGGAUCCAGAGUGGGCUUCUUACAAACUUGGAAUAUUCAUUUGUUUGAUGUGCUCCGGAAUCCAUCGCAAUCUUCCUCAAGUCAGCAGGGUCAAAUCCCUUUGGCUUGACUUCUGGGAGAACGAUCUCAUAGAGUUUAUGAAGAAGCAUGGGAAUCUCUGUGCCAAAGCUAAAUAUGAAGCAAAAGUUCCUCCCUAUUAUUACAUCCCCCAGUCCUGCGAUUGCUUGGUUUUAAGAGAACAAUGGAUUAGAGCUAAAUAUGAGCGUGAGGAAUUUGUUGCCACCCGAGUCUGCCAAGAUCCUUGUUCUGCAGGUAGCCGUGAAGGAUUCCUCUGGAAGCGUGGAAGGGAAAGCAAACAGUUCAAGCAGAGGCGGUUUCUCCUGUCAGCAAGGGAAGGGGUGUUGAAGUACUACACUAAAGAACCCAAAGGUCCAAAAGCUGUUAUCAGCAUUGAGAAACUGAAUGUGAUGUUCCAGGCAGAGAAGAUCCAACAUGCUCACGGGCUGCAGAUCACAUACAAGACAGACGGUCAAACAAGGAACCUUUUUGUCUAUCAUGAAAGCGGAAAGGAGAUUGUUGACUGGUUCAAUGCCAUUCGAGCAGCACGUUACCAUUAUCUCAGAACAACCUUCCCAGCUCUCCCUGAGCAUGAGAUCAUACCCCGGAUCACAAGAAAUUAUAUCAAAGAAGGAUAUAUGGAGAAAACAGGACCAAAGCAGAAGGAGACCUUUAAGAUGCGCUGGUUCAGCCUAGACUCUGAAGAGAGGAACCUGCUGUACUUUAAAAACCCACUGGAUGCAUUUCCACAAGGCCAAGUUUUUAUUGGAAGGAGAGUUGAGGGCUAUGAAGUACGAGCUGGCUUGCCCCAGGGAAUAUCUGUAAAGAAGAGGAAAUCAGGGAUCACCAUGGUCACGCCAGCGAGAGACUUUUUGUUUCUGUGUGAGAACGAUAAGGAGCAGAGGGAGUGGAUAGAUGCCUUAAAUGGAGUGAUUGCCCAGCCCUUGUCCGGUUGAGACUAACACUGAGUUCUGGUGAACUGCCCUUCUUGCGCUCUGUUUGGCACUGGUCUGCAUCCUCUUUUUGUCAGCAGGGAUGGUGCUCAAGCCCAUUCAGUGACUGUACUACAAAGGGCUUCUUCCUUCAACAGCUACAGGUGCAGGAAGGUGGCAAAAUAAAUGAGGGGAAUGCAGAUAUUCAGAAAUUAUCUGUGUCCCUUCUUUUGAAGUGCAUUCACCCUUCCUUAUGGUCUCUGCUUUUGAGCAGAUGAGGCCUUCCCAGGCUGAUGUAGGGAUAAAGUAACUAUUGUUAUACAGAAAAAGAAACAAAGUCAGCAUAGAAAGUUUGACCACAGAGGACUGGCAUGAAUUUCCUUGAGGAUUCCUAAGACUGUACUUGACAAUGCAGCCAUGGCAUAUAUUAUGACAGUAAAUGUGACCAUCUGUUAUAUGCGUGCAGAGAACAAGUGACCAAGAGGCAAAGACAUCACCACCUACCAGGACAAUGCAGCAUGUCCUGUUGGAUAGAUGAAAGGUAAAAAUACAUGCUGGAAUGACUGGAUGUCUUUCUUAGAGAGGAACAGAGGCAGGCAAUUGCUACACGUGCUUGCAUCUCCUGUCCAGCUACAGACAUGAUUGUUUUCCAUGUAAUGGUUUUAACAUCAUUUACAGUGUUAUAUUUUCAUCACUGUAAAAAAAAAAAAAAACAACAAAAAUCUCAGGGUUUGGAAGGGACUUCUGGAGAUCACCUACUCCAACCACCUGAUAAAGUUUGUUUGUCUCAUCAGUAAACUUGCUCAAUCCCUUUA